CCGGUUCACGUGAUCGCGCCCGGUUAGAAAACGCCCGGCCACAGACGCCGGCCUUCACAGUGCAGUCUUUUUUUUCCAGCUGCUCGUGGCUUUCUCGCUCUCUAGCCUUCUGCACGUCUUUCCCCUCCGCCCGGGGUCCCCCCCGGAGCCCUGUCCGCCAUGCGGCUCCUGCCUCUGGCCCUGGGUGAGCCCCAGCGGGGCAGCCCUCGCCACCUGCCCUACUGCAACUCAGCGCCGCUGCUGCUGCUGCUGCUGCUGGGAGGCUGCCUGGGGGUCUCCGGGGCGGCGGCGGGCUCUCGGAGGCCCAAUGUGGUGCUGCUUCUCGCCGACGACCAGGACGAAGUGCUCGGCGGCAUGACACCACUAAAGAAAACCAAGGCUCUCAUUGGAGGGAUGGGGAUGACUUUCUCCAGUGCUUAUGUGCCAAGCGCUCUUUGCUGUCCAAGCCGAGCCAGUAUCCUGACAGGGAAGUACCCACAUAACCAUCACGUCGUUAACAACACUUUGGAGGGAAACUGCAGUAGUAAGUCUUGGCAGAAGAUCCAAGAACCAGAUACUUUCCCAGCAAUUCUCAGAUCAAUGUGUGGUUAUCAAACGUUUUUUGCAGGGAAAUACUUAAAUGAGUAUGGAGCCCCAGAUGCAGGUGGACUAGCACACGUUCCUCUGGGCUGGAGUUACUGGUAUGCCUUGGAAAAGAAUUCUAAAUACUAUAAUUAUACCCUCUCUAUCAAUGGGAAGGCACGGAAGCAUGGUGAAAACUACAGUGUGGACUACCUGACAGAUGUUUUGGCCAAUGUCUCCUUGGACUUCCUGGACUACAAGUCCAACUCUGAGCCAUUCUUCAUGAUGAUCUCCACUCCGGCACCUCAUUCGCCUUGGACAGCUGCACCUCAGUACCAGAACACCUUCCAGAACGUCUUUGCACCAAGAAACAAGAACUUCAACAUCCACGGAACGAACAAGCACUGGUUAAUUAGGCAAGCCAAGACCCCAAUGACUAAUUCUUCAAUACAGUUUUUAGAUAAUGCAUUUAGGAAAAGGUGGCAGACUCUGCUGUCAGUCGAUGACCUUGUGGAGAAGCUGGUCAAGCGAUUGGAGUUCAGCAGGGAGCUCAAUGACACCUACAUCUUUUACACCUCAGACAAUGGCUAUCACACAGGACAGUUUUCUUUGCCAAUAGACAAAAGACAGCUGUAUGAGUUUGAUAUCAAAGUUCCACUGUUGGUUCGAGGGCCUGGGAUCAAACCAAAUCAGACAAGCAAGCGGCUCGUUGCCAACAUUGACUUGGGUCCUACUAUUUUGGACAUCGCUGGCUACAAUCUGAAUAAGACACAGAUGGAUGGGAUGUCUUUCUUGCCCAUUUUGAAAGGAGCUAGUAAUCUGACUUGGCGAUCGGAUGUCCUGGUGGAAUAUCAAGGAGAAGGCCGUAAUGUCACUGACCCAACGUGUCCUUCCCUGAGUCCCGGAGUGUCCCAAUGUUUCCCAGACUGUGUGUGUGAAGAUGCAUAUAACAACACGUAUGCCUGUGUGAGGACCAUGUCAGAAAUGUGGAAUUUACAGUAUUGCGAGUUUGAUGACCAGGAGGUGUUUGUAGAAGUCUAUAACCUGACUGCAGACCCACACCAAAUCAAUAACAUUGCAAAAAGUAUAGACCCAGAGCUUUUAGGAAAGAUGAACUAUCGGCUAAUGAUGUUACAGUCCUGUUCUGGACCAACGUGCCGCACUCCAGGGAUCUUUGACCCCGGAUAUAGGUUUGACCCUCGUCUCAUGUUCAAUAAUCAUGGCAGUGUCAGGACUCGAAGGUUUUCAAAACAUCUGUAGCACCUCUGCGGUUGGAUCCCUUGCACGCCUCUUUCUGAUGAAGUGAUUGUAGUAGGUGUGUCUGUAGCUAGUCUUCAAGACCAUGCCUGGAAGGGUUUCUGGACUGGCUUUAAGUCCUGUUUGAAAAAGCAACCCAAUCAGCUGACUUCCUUGUGCAGUGUGUUAAACGGUGAACUCUGCCUGUGUGUCAGGAGUGGCUGUCCCUGGUCCCUUUAUUCCACUGAUAUUGAUACUCCUGAGGUCUUUGUUCUCACCAAACCCUUUCUGUCCUGGGGCCACAGUUCUUGAUUAUUCCCCAUGUGGUCAAAGUCUAGAUUUGUAAAUCCAUUCAGAUAAAUGGCAAUGCUUUAAGGGGGGCAAGGUUUUUGGUAUACAGCUUGACCUAAAAUCAGAGGACCUGCAUAGCAUUCGAGACUGAACACGUCACUAUCAAAAAUACUAAUAUCACAUGGCUUGAAGCAUAACCAUCAGAGCUGAACCAUCUGAUUAAUAACCAUCAGAGCUGAACCAUCUGAUUAAGAACAAAUACCAUUGUUUUUAGAUCAGUAGAAAUACACUUUAUAAUAUCCAUCACAAUGGAUCACAAAUUCAAAACGCAUCAGUGAAGCUCUGUUCAUUUUUUGGCAAUUCUGGGCUGGUGCUACACUGAAAUAGAACAGUAGCAAGCUUUUGGUAAAGGCUAAUUCCAGGUAGUUACCGAAGGUGAUGGACAUCUACUUUCCAGUAGCUGCUAAUCACAUGGAGUGCCAGUGAACACCAGGGGUAUCUGGGGAAUGUCUCUUCUGUUGGUACUUUCCUUUCUCGGAUCUGAAAUAUAAAGUGGGUUAAGUAUUUCAGCAGAGAAGAACUUCCAAGGGUUGGUGAAGGUUGUGUUUUCUGAGGGCCUUCUGCAGGUAGGGCUCUCUGGUUAACAGGUUGAAGGGCUAUAAAUCAGGGUGUAGUAAGUGCCUGUCCGGCAGGGAGCCUGGGUUCUAGUCCCAUGUGUGAAGUUGUGAGACUCCCUUUGCAUAUUGCUGACAUUCUGUUCAUUUGUUAUAAGAUGUAAGAAUUCCUUAGAGUUGAUGCAGAGUACCAACUACUUACCUUCUUCCCUUUCAGCAAAACAACUUCUUGAGUUUUUGGAGUCUUGUGUAACUUGGGCCUAAUUCACUAUUCCUCUGUCGAAACCUGAUCCUCUUGAGAUUUCCUCACUGUUUAGAACACCUGCAUUUCUGUCUCUUGGCUCGAAGACCACUCCCAUUUCUUGUGUUUUCUUCACAAGAAGGUUAAUUGGUGAUGUGGCAGCGGGGGAGGAGGAGGAACCGUGGUUUAUAACCUGUUCAACUCAGGCAGUAGUGAUUUUAGCUUUAUGUAAGGUCCUAGGUUGAGCUUUAAGCACUUUGUAAGACAUGGCCAUAAGUAACUCACAAUUCCAGAUAGCCAUGUUGGGUUAACAGCCAUUGGGUUUAUUCCUUUACCUCAUACAAUCCCAGUAACUGUGGUGGUAUUUAGAGGUGAAAUGGGCAAGUGAAAUGAAUACCUCUGCUGUGACCAUUUUAGGAAAAGAAAUUCUAACAGUUUUGUAACUAAAAGCAAACUACAAUGUUGAGUAUGGGUAUUGGCUUUAUUCUACACUUUUGAGUCUUCACAUUCAUCAGUCAGCUUCCACAUUAAUGGAAGUUGACCAUAUGGUUAUUCCUGAAUAAAGAGAAAACAACUCUUACCAGGUCUUCUACUGUGAUGUCAUAUUAUUCAGUUUUAUGAUGCUCGUUCCUGAAAGCAGAUGACGUAGUAAGAGUGACACAAAUCAGCCGGUGAUAGUAUUCCUGUCCCACUGCUCUUACAUUCAUCAGACUUUUGUCUGGGGGGCAGGCAGGGCAGGGAAUGCAGUGAAGCCCUUUUAUUUUUGUACCCCUGAUUUUUGAAUGGCCUCUAAUUUGACUUUUUCUCGUGGACUGGUUGCAUUCUGGAUCUACACUAAAAUCAUCUCUCAUAAAGAGACCUCAGUUUCUAGGCCAGCAGACCACAAAAUGCACUGGAAUUUUUCAGAAUGAUAUGUACAAGGGCCCCACUGCAAGAGGCUUGCCUUGUUUCUCUCUUAAUUGUACUGAUUUGAAUUUUGAUUAUUUUCCCUUUUAAGAAGACCAGGUCCAUAUGUAUUGGUAAUAGAAAACUGUAACCAUUAGGAACGAACAGAGGUCUUGGGGAAGAAUAGAGAUUUUGCCUUAUAAGAUUUCCUAUUACAAAGCUCUCCCGCAAGUAAAAUUACAUUCCCUACGACUACAAAGUAGGGCAUGCCUUUUCAGUAUCUUUGAAUUUGACCAAUGGUGCUGUUGCAAAAUACAUUUUAAUUGACAACAGUAGGGUUUUUGUACAACAUAGUAAUGAUAGCCAUGGAAGGUUAUAUUUUUGUGUCUAAGGACUAGCGUUUUAAUGAAAGAAGAUAAAAUUGUCCCAGGAUCCUUACUAAGAGAAAGCAAAGGGUAUUUGAACUGAUCCACCAGUGGAACUAGGUGGGAAUAUUUGGGUCUUUUGUUUCACCACCGCUUAGGUCCAACUGAAUUUGUGAAUUCCUGUGUUUGCAUUAUCUGUUCUUAGAGGUUAUUCUGCCCUGGCUCUGUGUCGUCUCAGUCAUGUGACUAAGGAAGUGCCCUUCGAAGGACCCUGUUCACUGCUGCACUUUUCAAUGAAUUAAAAUUUAUUUCUGUUCUA
This is a messenger RNA of Delphinapterus leucas (beluga whale), 4512 nucleotides long. It is a transcript of the gene GNS, whose product is annotated as glucosamine (N-acetyl)-6-sulfatase. NCBI's taxonomy places the organism in Eukaryota, Metazoa, Chordata, Mammalia, Artiodactyla, Monodontidae. The record is from RefSeq and is a predicted model, not a curated record. Gene Ontology annotation, molecular function: glycosaminoglycan binding; N-acetylglucosamine-6-sulfatase activity. Gene Ontology annotation, biological process: glycosaminoglycan metabolic process.